AUGGCGGCCUGCUCAAUCGAUGCUGACCAGGCGAUAUUGAUCCCUGGCCAUUCUCUCGUCGGUCCGUCUAGUUGGUGGAAGGAGGCAGCUAAAGAAGUUCUCGAAACCUCAUCCGACUUCGACCUUGUUAUACGCACCGUCAAAUUCAUUCCUCUUCCAGACCCGCAAUUGGCUGCAGCCUUACUUUCCAAACGACAUGAGACUUGGAUAAAGCACCUUUUUCCAGGUGGAGCUAUCGAAGGUCCGCUUCAAUCAUUCGAUGUCGAGCAGCUCGUGGCUUCCAUCAAGGGGGACCGUCCUCGCCUUCAAGGUGGAAUGGAGACUGAGAAACUCGAUAAUCAAAUGCAGUGGGAAUUCUGUAGGAUCAAAUUCUCAGAAUGGAUAGCAUGGAUCUGUGGCGUUGAGUCUGUCAAUGUUUCACACUUGCUCGACACACUGUUCAACUUCCGCAAUGCCCUUGCUGAACACGCUCGACAACACGAAGAUUUUUUGGAGAAGUUGGGGUUUCCCUCUCAACAGCCUCUACCGCGGUGGAUUCUAUCGACAGCGAUAAAGUACGAUGUCUCGUCCGAGCCCUCUGACGCCCUUGUGUCAUUCUUCAAGCCGAUCGCGCAACAGUUUGAAGAGCCCAGCCAACAAUUCAAAGAGCGGUACUCAAGCAUUUCCGCCCUUGGUCAAAAGCUCGCAAUCUUACAUGCACGUUUCACAUCGAAGGUCGUUUGCCAUACCGACCCAGAUUGGUCUGCACCUUUCUCGACCAACUUCUCCCUCUGGGAAAGAAUUCAAAAAAAGAGUCCACAGGAAUUGGCCGACCCCGUUGUGGGCGACGGAUGCACGAAAGAUCUUGCGAGGACAUCGUCGGACUUCGCAGAUGAAGUGUUUGCAUACUUGAGUGCAGAUAAGAAUUUGACAAGUUACAUCAUGGAUCUUGCAGAGCUAUGCUUGGCCUUGCAGAGAUGGAAGUAUCAACCCCAGCAGUCUUCGUGGGUUUGGGAUACUAUCAAUCCAAAGGACAACUUUUCUGGCUGCAAAAAAUAUGCGAGAAAAACCCGCGGCUGCCUUCCCUUUCUUUUUACAGAGAUUGUAGAGGUGCAACGGGCAAAUGAAGACCGAGCAGAUAAAAUAAUCGCUGUCCUGGCAAUGAUUGCGAUGCACCUCAAUAGUGAUUGUGGGAAGUAUGAACCGCGAUUGACAAGUACAACGGGAGAAGUAGAGAGCAACGGUGCGCAAGACGGCACGCAUUUAAUUGACUCCCCAACUCAACAGCCUUUUGACUCUGAUGAACUCAAUGAUGACGGCACCAAGAAAAGUGUCGAUUUCGAGGAGCACAAAGAAGCCGCCAAUCGUGACGAUUAG
Molecule: messenger RNA, 1356 nt
Organism: Sclerotinia borealis F-4128
Lineage: Eukaryota; Fungi; Ascomycota; Leotiomycetes; Helotiales; Sclerotiniaceae
Source: the annotation of a GenBank genome assembly